Molecule: messenger RNA, 1512 nt
Organism: Letharia lupina
Lineage: Eukaryota; Fungi; Ascomycota; Lecanoromycetes; Lecanorales; Parmeliaceae
Exons: 1
Coding region: 1-1512 (503 amino acids)
Biological process (GO): purine nucleobase catabolic process; allantoin catabolic process
Cellular component (GO): cytoplasm
Molecular function (GO): allantoinase activity; cobalt ion binding; zinc ion binding
Source: RefSeq, a predicted model, not a curated record
AUGUCAACAGCACAGCAUCCCCCAAUAACUGUCCUCACCUCCUCUCGAGCCAUCGUGUCAGGCGAAAUGACUGCUGCCACAAUAGUUGUCUCUCUCAGCACUGGCAAAAUCACCUCAGUCUUCCACUCGGUACUUCCACCUUCAAGCUUCCCUGCUGAAACACCUUACACCGACUAUUCUCCCCAUGUACUGCUGCCCGGACUCGUCGACGCGCAUGUUCAUCUCAACGAGCCUGGACGGACAGAAUGGGAGGGAUUUUGGACAGGCACUCAGGCCGCUGCAUCUGGAGGAGUCACAACGGUCAUCGAUAUGCCGUUGAACGCCAUACCACCGACGACAACUGUACACGGGCUGAGAGAGAAAGUGAAAGCUGCCGAAGGACAAUGCUGGGUCGAUGUCGGCUUCUAUGGCGGCAUCAUCCCAGGCAACGUUCAAGAGUUGAAACCUCUGAUCCAGUACGGUGUGAGAGGUUUCAAGGGUUUCCUGAUUGAUAGCGGAGUUGAAGAAUUCCCAGCUGUCUCGUCGACUGAUAUUGCCGAAGUCAUGGCAGAAUUGGCAGACGAGCCCACAACGUUGAUGUUCCAUGCCGAGAUGAUUCCUCCAAUCGCAGAUUCCGUGGGCGACAACGUCCAAUGGUCAUUACCACCACUGGCACCAAUCGGUCCUCUGAAUGAAUACAAGACGUUCCUUGCCUCGCGCCCAACCUCAUUUGAAACUUACGCCAUUUCCGAAAUUCUCUCUCUAGCACUUCUUGCCCCAAACCUCCCCCUCCACAUUGUCCAUCUCUCGGCUAUCGAAGCCAUCCCGCUGCUCCGCGAAGCCCGAACAGCCGGUAUCAAAAUCACAGCAGAAACAUGCUUCCAUUACCUGACUCUAGCAUCGGAGAAGAUACAGGACGGUGACACAAGACACAAAUGCUGUCCACCCAUACGCACGCAAUCAAACCAAGAUGGGCUAUGGGAUGAACUCCUUUGGGAAGACGACGGUGUAAUCAAGACCAUAGUAUCAGACCACUCACCAUGCACACCUGAGCUCAAGCUCCUUCCACCUUCCAUUGCUGGCAAUCCGCUACCGACACCACCCUCGGAAGAUGACAAAGAAAUGGGCAAUUUUUUCUCGGCAUGGGGCGGCGUCUCGUCCGUUGGUCUUGGGCUCCCCCUCCUUUGGACUUCUGCCUAUCAGAACAACCGCAAGAUCGCACCAGAGGACAUAGCACGCUGGUGUUGCGCCAACACAGCUUUGCAAGUGGGGCUCGAAAAGAGCAAGGGGCAACUGGCUGUGGGAUUCGAUGGCGACGUUUGUGUUUUUGAUGAUGAAGCGGAAUGGGUAAUUGGUGAGGGUGGCGAGGGCAUGUUGUGGCGGAAUAAGGUGAGUGCGUACGCUGGGAAGAACAUGAAAGGGUGUGUAAAGGAGACAUGGGUAAGAGGGCGGAAAGUAUAUGAAAGAGGAAGAGGGUUCGUGGAGAGGAAGCCCGGAGGUAAGCUGUUGUUGGAGAAAAGGGUCAAAGCUUAG